Messenger RNA from Poecilia reticulata (guppy), 1786 nucleotides. NCBI's taxonomy places the organism in Eukaryota, Metazoa, Chordata, Actinopteri, Cyprinodontiformes, Poeciliidae. The record is from RefSeq and is a predicted model, not a curated record.
GCUAGAAACCUACCCACUCAGAGAAAACUGGGGGCAGAGCCUCCCUUCGGGAUUAUUAUUGACUCAAACUGGACMUAGAAGAAAAAAAGGAACCAUCUAAUAGCCAUCAUGAAGUUUGUACGCUUCAUAAUGAAAAACGCCGCGUUGGCCAGCGCGCCGAAGCACAUCGAGCAUUUCUCCAAAUUCUCUCCGUCUCCGCUCUCCAUGAAGCAGUUCAUCGAUUUCGGUUCCAUCAAUGCCUGUGAAAAGACAUCCUUUGUCUUUUUGAGGCAGGAACUCCCCGUGAGACUCUCCAACAUCAUGAAGGAGAUCAACCUCCUGCCAGACAAGCUGCUCACUACUCCCUCAGUUCAGAUGGUGCAGAGAUGGUAUAGCCAGAGUUUAAUGGAGAUCCUUCACUUCCUAGACAAGAAUCCAGAUGACCACAGAGUGCUUGCAGAGUUUGUCGAUGCCUUGGUUACCAUCAGAAACAGACAUAACGACGUGGUGCCGACCAUGGCGCAGGGGGUCAUUGAAUACAAGGAGGUUUUCCCCCAGGAUGUGGUCACCAACCAAAACAUCCAGUAUUUUCUGGAUCGCUUCUACAUGAGCCGCAUCUCCAUACGAAUGCUGAUCAACCAGCACACUCUUGUGUUUGAUGGCACUACUAACCCAGUCCACCCAAACACAAUAGGAAGCAUUGACCCUCAAUGCAAUGUAGGAGAUGUAGUACAAGAUGCCUUCCUCAGUGCGAAGAUGUUGUGUGACCAGUACUACCUCCACUCUCCUGAUUUGGUUCUGCAGGAAAUGAACCACAAGACAAAUAGUCACCCAAUAAGCAUCGUUUAUGUGCCCUCCCACCUUUAUCACAUGUUGUUUGAGCUUUUCAAGAAUGCAAUGAGAGCUACCAUUGAGACUCAUGAAAACAGGAACAACCUCCCACCCAUUAAGGUCAUGGUGUCUCUCGGUGGAGAGGACAUGUCAAUCAAGGUGAGACAAAGUUUAAAGUGCAGGGCAGCUACAUUUCCAGUGGUUACUUGGAUAAGAUGAGUGCAAAUAGUUUUACAACUUCAAAGGUCAGUAAAGAAUAUGCUUCAUGGUCAGAUAAAAUCUUUGAUUUUGGGGCAGGAAGACACCAAAUCUUUAUCUUCUCUCAGGAUCUUUGUGCUGAUCAGUCUUAAAAAAUCUGAAUGUGAUCAGUUUUGUCUUUCAAUGUGUGAAUUUCUCAGUUUUAAGUGAAGCCAGUGUUUCCYAGCAGAAGUUGUUUUUGCUCUCUGAAUGUUUGCUCUGUCCCACUUAUGUAACGUUUUAGUCCUCGUUUCAUCGCAGCGCUUUCUGUAGCCUCUCCGAUAAGAUAAGUCAAUAUGAAUUGUGCUUUUACAGUCAGCCCGACGUGUCACUGGGAUCAGCAGGCGUCUGGUUGUCAUCUGGCUACAGCUGGCCCGGUUGAACAAACAGAAUCGCUAUAGAGAAAAUCAGAUGAUCUAUGUAGGAUAAAAGCAAAAGCUCUGGGUCAGGAGUAUCUUUGAUGACAAAGAGAAAUAAAGGGCAGACUGGACUAAUACCAGCAAUAACUUUAAUGUCUUCAUUUAGGAGAGAAACAAAAUAGACCCAGAAGUGCUGAGCCAGGUCUACUUUCAGUUGAAAAACAAACAUAGUGCACGCAAUGUAAGCUGUAAGCUUUCCUUUAUUAAGCGUAACUAGACUGCUGUAGUAGCAAGGCUGAAAAACACUGGACACUUUCUCUACAUGUAUCAAACAGUGGUUGCUAAGUAAUCCAAAUUACCAUCCUGCCUUAAAGUUGUAG